GCCGGGGCUGAUGCAACCCGUCCCGCCGCCCGCCACAGCCUGCGGGAGGGACGCUCGGCGGCCGCGACGGGAGGCGCUGGCGGCGGCGGACGCUGCAGCGGCGGCGGGGCUGGCGCCGCGGCGGCUCCCGGGCCGGGACGGGCCUGGGCACCGGGCGGAGCUCGGCGGCCGGGCGGCAGCGGCGCUGAGCGGGCACGGCGCCUGCAGCCGGGCCCGGGCCCCGGGGACGCCGCCUCCGCCCGCGGCUUCUGCACGGCUGGACUGCCACUCCUCCUGCUAUGAUGCCUGGGCAGAUCCCAGACCCUUCCGUGACUGCGGGCUCUCUGCCAGGGCUCGGCCCCCUGACCGGACUCCCCGGCUCGGCCCUGACUGCAGAGGAGCUGAAAUACGCUGACAUCCGCAACAUCGGGGCCAUGAUCGCCCCCUUGCACUUCCUGGAGGUGAAACUGGGCAAGAGGCCUCAACCUGUGAAAAGUGAGCUAGACGAGGAAGAGGAGCGGAGGAAAAGGCGCCGGGAAAAGAACAAAGUGGCGGCAGCCCGAUGCCGGAACAAGAAGAAGGAGCGGACGGAGUUUCUGCAGCGGGAAUCUGAGCGGCUGGAGCUCAUGAACGCGGAGCUGAAAACCCAGAUCGAGGAGCUGAAGCAGGAGCGGCAGCAGCUCAUCCUGAUGCUCAACCGGCAUCGCCCCACCUGCAUCGUCAGGACCGACAGCGUCAAGACCCCCGACUCAGACGGCAACCCACUGCUGGAGCAGCUGGAGAAGAAGUGACCAUGGGCUGGGAGGAGGAAGAGGAGGAGGAGGAGGAGAAGAUGGGGAAGGGAGGAGGAGGAGGAGGGUCCCAGAGGGCUCGUCCUUGCUGCAUGAAAAACUCUUCAGUGAGGCUCAGCACAGCCGGCAUCAGCCUGGCUUUUUUGUGAAACUCCGAUCAGCCACACCAGGGGAAGAAACCCAGGCUGAUGAGACCCAGGACCAAGCGCUGAGACCAAAGUAGUCCUGAGGGGGGCCUGUUCCGCCUGGGGCCAGGCUUGCAGGAGGCAGGACAGAGGCUCUGGGCCGGAGAGACGCCCAACCAGGCAGCUGUGGGCACUUCUCCGGCCUCUCCGCCAGGGCACCCACCCAAAGGACCUCCGAGCAGCCAGGAAAAGCCAUGAGUUGCAACCAAAAUUCGGCUGAGGAUGGAACUCAGAGUGAAACUGCAAUCUGCCUGCCCCCAGCCCUGACCCUGACCCUGAUCCCGAUGCAAGGCUGGAGAAGGGCACAGUGCCAGGCCCUGCUGUACCCACCCACCGUGGUCCAGCUCGGUCCUGCCCGGAGUGGCAGCCGGGGCGCACCCUCGCCGGCCCUGCUGGAGUUGCUGUGGGCACGAGGCGCGGGCGCCCUUCCAAAGCACAUACUCACUGAAUGUUUACAGACUGGCUGUCCUGGCAGGGCUUUCAACUGCACAUUUUUUUUAUACUUUCUUUUGUUUUGUUUUUUUAAUAUUUUUUACAAAAAAAGAUUUUAUACAAGCAAUAUAUAAAUGGAUUUCUAUAAUCACUCGAUGUGAUACAGUAUAAAUAUGCUAUGGUUUGUUUGUUACGAACAGAUAUUCAGCAGUUAUGGCCGUUGCGUGUAACUCCUAAGUACUGUAGUCUCUGGGUGUUGGGGGUGGCAGGGGUGGGGGUGGGGUGCAUUUCCAUCCUGGUAAACCCUUCAUAGUACUCAGUCCUGUAUCGCUCAGUAAACAUUACUCUUACUUA
Messenger RNA from Myotis daubentonii (Daubenton's bat), 1741 nucleotides. It is a transcript of the gene JDP2, whose product is annotated as Jun dimerization protein 2. Gene Ontology annotation, molecular function: RNA polymerase II cis-regulatory region sequence-specific DNA binding; DNA-binding transcription factor activity, RNA polymerase II-specific. NCBI's taxonomy places the organism in Eukaryota, Metazoa, Chordata, Mammalia, Chiroptera, Vespertilionidae. Gene Ontology annotation, cellular component: nucleus. The record is from RefSeq and is a predicted model, not a curated record. Gene Ontology annotation, biological process: regulation of transcription by RNA polymerase II.